AUGGAAAUCCCCUCAUUCCUACCCUUCUCUGCUGGCAAGAGUGACCAGGCUGACUGCACAUCUUCCCACACUUUGGGUCACAUACUAUUGUGGACAGCUCUGGUAUUCCUGGUUCCUGUUGCUGGAACAUCUGAAGAUCUUCCAAAGGCAGUGGUGAACUUGGAGCCACCAUGGGUCAAUGUCCUCCGAGAGGACAACGUGACUCUGAAGUGCCAAGGGACUCACACCCUUGGGGACGACUCCACCCAGUGGUUCCACAGAGGGAGCCUCAUCCCAACUCAGGUCCAGCCCAGCUACAGCUUUAAGGCCACCAUCAAUGACAGCGGGGAGUACAGGUGCCAGAUAGGCCAGACCAGCCUCAGCGACCCUGUGCAGCUGGAUGUAUCUUCUGAUUGGCUGCUACUCCAGACCCCUCACCUGGUGUUUGAGGAGGGAGAGCCCAUCGUGCUGAGAUGCCACAGCUGGAGGAACAAGCCUCUGUACAAGGUCACAUUCUUCCAGAAUGGAAAAUCCAAGAAGUAUUCUCAUGCAAAUUCUAACUUCUCUAUCCCACGAGCAAAUGUCAGUCACAGUGGAGAUUACCACUGUACAGGAGUACUAGGGCAGCUGCACCACUCACAGCCUGUGACCAUCACUGUCCAAGGGUCUAACAACUCGAUGUCUUCAGUGGAGAUGACAAUUGCAGCUGUGGUUUCUGGGAUUGCUAUAGUGGCCAUUGUUGCUGCCGUAGUAACCUUGUUCCGUCUCCGGCGAAAGCGGAGUUCAGCUCUCCUAGGAAACCCUGAGCACAGGGAAAUGGGAGUGACCCUCCCUGAGGAACCAGCCAAUUUCAUUGAUGAUGAGGAAGCUGCCAAAGUUGAGGCUGAGAAGACAGUCACCUAUUCACUUCUCCAGCACCCAGAAGGUCCGGAGGAAGAACCAGAAUCCCCAGACUACCAGAACACUGCUUAG
Messenger RNA from Orycteropus afer afer, 951 nucleotides. Lineage: Eukaryota; Metazoa; Chordata; Mammalia; Tubulidentata; Orycteropodidae. The record is from RefSeq and is a predicted model, not a curated record.